Messenger RNA from Fusarium pseudograminearum CS3096, 1971 nucleotides. RefSeq lists its product as uncharacterized. Bases 1 to 1971 code for a protein of 656 amino acids. NCBI's taxonomy places the organism in Eukaryota, Fungi, Ascomycota, Sordariomycetes, Hypocreales, Nectriaceae. Gene Ontology annotation, molecular function: zinc ion binding; DNA-binding transcription factor activity, RNA polymerase II-specific; transcription cis-regulatory region binding. Gene Ontology annotation, cellular component: nucleus. The record is from RefSeq and is a predicted model, not a curated record. Gene Ontology annotation, biological process: regulation of DNA-templated transcription. The transcript is spliced from 7 exons.
AUGGAGGCUCCAGUGGAGAAACCCCAACAGCAUCAGGUCGCAUGCUUUAGUUGUCGCGCUUCUAGACAAAAAUGCGACCGGCAAGAACCCUGCAAGCCCGACAGUGUAGAAAAACUCCUUUCACGCAUCGAGGAAAGCGGUGCCAAAGACGAAAUUAUCGCUGCUCUCCUUGGAACAGGUCUUCCAAGCCCAAACAGGACUGUCUCCGUCAGAGGAACGCCGUGGACGCAAGCACAGUCUUCUACUGACAGUCGCGCGACAUCCCAGCCCGCUCACCCUGAUUCACCGACUGAGGAUGACGAAUACAACCACCCCGAAGAUCUGAUCUCACCUCUUAGCAUCGUUACGACUGCUAUCGCGACAAAUACGUCUAUUCAGUGCGAGAGACUGCGAUCUCAGAUGCCGAUGCAGCCUGGUGUGAGGGAGGCCAUCAUGGCACCUAUAAAAGAACGGCUCGGUGCUUAUUUCUCAUCACACAGAGCGCAGCAAAAGGACUGGGAUGUUUUGGCCGCUCAGGCAGUUGACUGUCCUUUCAAGCUGGAAAAGGGUACUUGUGAUCCGCUUGCUUCUCGAUUGAUCGAUGACAGCGAUGCAACUGUAUACUUUCAACUUUUCUUCUCAACUCGCAAUCCAUUAGUAGGCCUUCUUGACGCCACACUACAUACAGUCGACUAUGUCUACGCGAGUUCAUUCACUCUAUUCUCUGUCAUUUGCGCUCUCGGAUGCGCCAUGUCAGCUCGCCCUCGAGAUAGAGCCAUCUACCCUGUUCUGAUGAACCUGGCCAGUGGAAACGUCAAGUGGUCCAUCGCCGCUGCGGUAAAGUCUCUUGCAACUAUACAAGCCAUCGUCAACAUGCAGUACUGGACACCCGUAUCUCCAACACAAGUAGACGACACUUCAUCUAUAUCCCUUAGUUAUGCAAUGCAACUAGCCAGAGAAAUGGGAAUCAGCAGAUCAGAAGUCAUAAGAGAAUACGUCAAUGCGGAAUGCGAGAGUUCACCAUCUGAAAACAAAGGACGAUGUAUCCGCAACUUUGAAAGAACAUGGCUUCGAACUCUAAUUGCAGACAAAGGAUUCGGUAUCAUGAAUGGCAAGUUACAUUCUGUCAACUGGAAAGAGAUUCCCAGUUCUGCAGCACAGUGGUGGAAGGCUCCGUUGGCUGAACCGACGGAUCGUAUGCUGAGUGGUAUCAUUGAAAUUAGAAGGCUACUACUGAGUCAAGUAGACAAACGAAAACAAGCAAACUCGACCACGUCCUCCAUAGUGGAAUGGCACAAAGAAUCAUACGACGCUUUAACACAACUGCGCAACGAACGUUGUAUAAAAGAUGACUCACCAUCUGCCCAGUUACUCCCUGUCCUGGCAUUUUAUAUGGACCACAGUAUUCUAGUCCUCAACGCCCAAGCCCUUCGAGAUUUGGCUGCAGCAGAGGAUAACACCUCUCCUUCGUCAUCAGAAGCUCUUCUAGAUAUCGAGAGAAAAUCGAUCGAGGUGGCAAGUCGUGUGCUGGACCUGUUGAGUUUGGAUAAAACAAUUAUUGAACUUGCUCUUGGAUUCCAGAAUAACCAGUAUCUCAUGAUUUGCCACGUCAUGACCGAGGUUCUACGCGCUAUCAAAAGAGGCGCUCUCACGCCCGAAGAAAACUCUGCUGCCGCAGGAAAAGUCAUCGGUGUGAUUCCUUUGCUCGAUCAGAUCGUGCAACUCCUCCCCGCAACGUCAGCAGCUCAUCUCUACUUUGAUCUCGCCCGCUUCUUCGCGUGUCAGAUUGACUCGUUGAUGGGAGCGCCGGAUUUACAGGAGAUGCGCGAGACUAUUGAUACAGGAAUGUUUACAGAUGAUUGGUUCAAGGCUAUGGAUACAGGAAUGCCGGAUGUUUAUACGCUUUUGGACAUGGGAUAUCUUGGGAUGGAUCAGCCGAUGAUGGAUACUGACGACUUUAUGGCGUUGAAUGAUUUUAACAGUAUUACUUAG